Olea europaea var. sylvestris is the source of this 816-nucleotide messenger RNA. RefSeq names its product histone H3.3. The record is from RefSeq and is a predicted model, not a curated record. Bases 99 to 509 code for a protein of 136 amino acids. Gene Ontology annotation, molecular function: protein heterodimerization activity; structural constituent of chromatin; DNA binding. NCBI's taxonomy places the organism in Eukaryota, Viridiplantae, Streptophyta, Magnoliopsida, Lamiales, Oleaceae. The transcript has 5 exons. Gene Ontology annotation, cellular component: nucleosome.
GGUAACCGCCAUCAACGCCUAUAUAUAUAAACCACCCUCGAAAGAAUGGGGAUUUUCAUUUUUCCAAGGAAGGAGAUUGUGAGAGAAUUCUGGUCAAGAUGGCUCGUACAAAGCAAACUGCUCGUAAGUCCACUGGAGGAAAGGCUCCCAGGAAGCAACUUGCUACUAAGGCUGCUCGUAAGUCUGCCCCGACCACUGGUGGUGUGAAGAAGCCUCACCGCUACCGUCCUGGUACUGUUGCUCUUCGUGAAAUCCGGAAGUACCAGAAGAGUACCGAGCUCUUGAUCAGGAAGCUGCCAUUCCAGAGGCUUGUCCGUGAAAUUGCCCAGGAUUUCAAGACUGAUCUGCGUUUCCAGAGCCAUGCUGUUUUGGCACUUCAGGAGGCUGCUGAGGCUUACCUUGUGGGUCUAUUUGAGGACACCAACCUGUGUGCCAUCCAUGCCAAGCGUGUGACAAUCAUGCCCAAGGAUAUCCAGCUAGCUCGUCGGAUUAGGGGUGAGCGUGCUUAGACAACCCGAUCAUCUUGCUUACAAGUGAUGGUAGUAAGUUGUGGUGUUCUUUUUAGUCCAUCUUUGUUAAGGAAUAUAUAGGUAAUCGAUAGUCUCGAACUCUUAGCUAUGGCUGUAAUUCCUGUUGGGUUGUGUUUUGACAAUGAUUUCCAUUGGCUGGUGGUGGUGGUGGUGUGAUGAAUUAGUUGUUUUUGUCGUGGAUGAUGAAUGUUACUGGUAUUUCGUUUUGUGAAGAGUUAUGUGAUUUGAAAUAAGAAUAGUGAAAUAUAAGAUUGGUCAGAAUUUAGAAAUGUCGCCGUUGAUUUUA